This is a messenger RNA of Paramuricea clavata, 2535 nucleotides long. NCBI's taxonomy places the organism in Eukaryota, Metazoa, Cnidaria, Anthozoa, Malacalcyonacea, Plexauridae. The record is from the annotation of a GenBank genome assembly.
AUGCAUAAGUAUUUAGGCAAAAACGGUACGGAAUCGGGUAGCGGUAAAAAAAAUGACAUGGCGUUAAAACAUGGUCGCGAAGUGCCUCAUGGUGUUUUUCAAAUUGGCAAAUCAAACGUGAAAAACGGUUGUUUGGCUUUAGCGCUAUUAGUGGGUAAAGCCUAUUUGAACGACGAUACAAACGCACAGAAACUAAAGAGAAACCGUAACUUGACACUAAGUGAUUUAUAUACUGACGAUGACAUCACAAACGUUUACACGACUAGUUGUUUACCCGUUGGUCCGGUUCGUAUCAAUCAACUUGAACAGGUUUAUGAGAGGUAUUUAAAACCGGAAGGUAUUGAUUUAGUUGUUUUUUCUAAAAAUCAAGCCGACACCAUCGUUUACGAUUCCCGAUUAGAUGGUAAUCAGCGGAUACACCGCAUCACAAACAAUGUGAUAUUUCUUUGGUUAAACGAAAAACAUUACGAUCUUGUACUAUCACCGUAUACAUUUUCACGUUUAAAUUUGGGAAAAUUUUGUUUUUGUUGUAUGCGUUAUUUUCGUCGUUUUGAAACUAAGAAUACACACGUUUGUAUUUCGUCGCUGACUUGCCACCGAUGCUAUUCGAACACAGCAAAGUGUGUUGAGACACCGGGUUUUGUGCAACAGUGUAGCGAGUGCGGUAUUAUUUUUUAUAAUCCCGAUUGUUUUCGUAAUCAUUUAUUGCAAAAAGUAUUCAAAACCUCUGUGAACGGCAAAAUUUUUUCUGCACUGUCUGUUAUAAAUCUGUGACGUGAAAAACAAUGAUUUCCAGUAUAAAAUAUACAGCACACAAAUGUGACAAAAUGUUCUGUUUGCAUUGUAAUAAAAUGAAGAAAAAGAGAACAGCAAAAUGUGACGCAUCCCAUGUUAUACUUUUACGAUUUUGAAACACGUGUAAACAAAGACGAUAUUUACAUGAUUCCAUUUUACUGUGUCGUUCAAAAGGUGUGUGUGGCGUGUGACGAAAAACUAUUUGUAAAAAACUAUGAACAUUUUUUACCACAUCCUACCGAAGCGUAUACUGAUAUUUCUGUGGAACCCGUAGUUUGUUGCGGUCAUAGGCAAUAUGUGUUUGAAAAAAAUAAUGAGAGUAUCGUAGAGGAAUUAGUAGAUUUUAUGAUGCAGCAACCCAGGGAUAGUGUAUAGGUGGCACACAACGGGGGUCGUUUUGAUAAUAUCUUUUUAAUGCAUGAAUUGUUAGUACAUCGUAAGAUAGUGCCGAAGGUUAUUAUGAAUGGUAGUAAGAUUAUGUCUAUGGAAUUGGAAGAACGUAAUGUAAAAAUAAUUGAUAGUUAUUUGUUUCUUGCCAUGAGAUUAAGUAAAUUUCCAGAGGCCUUGGGGAUUAAGGAUGUGUCGAAGGGUUUUCACCCCUAUUUAUUCACCGAUUUAAACUAUGUGGGUCCCAUGAUAGGUUUAGAAUAUUUUGAACCACCUCCCGAGGGUAGUAAGGAACGGGGUAUUUUUGAUAAAUGGUAUGAGCAGCAGAAGGGUAAGACGUAUAUUUUUCGCGAGGCAAUCUACUAUUAUUGUCGUCUAGAUGUUGACAUUCUUAGACAGGGUUGUAUUAUAUUUGCAAGAUUGAUCCAUAAGGUUACGGGCAUCUUGCCCUUUUAUGACCGCACAUAUAAUAUUGUGGCGGGUUUGGCGCUUAAGAUAUACCGUAGGAAUUUUUUACAAGAAGAACAAAUUGGACAGGUGCCCGCAUGCGGUUAUGGGGGGAAGAAUAUCAAUCAAAGUGCCAUAGCCAUGUGUUGGUUACGGGAAAUCGAAAAGGAAUUAGGUGAAAACAACAGACAGCUUGCUAGUAAACUUUCUGUAGGUGGGGAAGUUCAGAUUAUGGGGCGUUACGUUGACGGUUAUUGUGAUGAAACGAAAACAAUUUAUCAAUUUCAUGGAUGUUUUUACCAUGGGGGUGAGAAAUGUUAUGAUGGUGACGCAUACAACAGUAUUGUUUGCGAGAAGUUUUUUAUUUUAUUAGCAAGUACUCAACAGGUAACAAGCAGUUUUCAACAGGCUGGUUAUACAGUAAUUGAAAAAUGGGAAUGUGAUUAUCGUAACGAAAGCGACAUAACACCGCAUCGUUUGAAACAAUUAAGUUUAGGGUCCUUCUUUGUAUAUUUGCAUUUAGAGCCACGUGAUGCUCUUUUUGGUGGGCGUACAUCUCCCGCUGUGCUUUAUUAUGAUAGUAGAAUUACCUGCUUACCAGCCAUGUAUUUUGACGUAUGUUCUCUUUAUCCGCACGUGCAAAAAAAAUUUGAAUAUCCCACACAACAUCCGACGAUUUUACGUGGUGAUGCAUGUAAGGAUGUUGAUUUAAAUUUUGUAUUUGAUUUGAUUAAAUGUAAAAUAUUACCACCAACAAACUUACUAUUUCCAGUUCUACCCUUUCGUUUGGAAAAACUAACAUUUCCCUUGUGUCGUACCUGUGUUUUAAAACAACAACAGCAAACAUGUAACCAUAACGACGAAGAAUGUGCGCUAUACGGCACGUGGACAAGUGUUGAGGUUUAA